Molecule: messenger RNA, 1046 nt
Organism: Argentina anserina (silverweed cinquefoil)
Lineage: Eukaryota; Viridiplantae; Streptophyta; Magnoliopsida; Rosales; Rosaceae
Product: stem-specific protein TSJT1-like
Exons: 4
Coding region: 117-884 (255 amino acids)
Source: RefSeq, a predicted model, not a curated record
UUUCUUCAAACACAAAGAAAAAGUAAGCAAAAGAUCAAACAAGAAGACAGAAGAGUGUUAGCUUACAACUAACAGUUGUCUGGAUAAUCUUGUUCAUUAUCAUCAUCAUCAUCAAAAUGUUGGCCAUUUUCCACAAGGCUUUUGCUCACCCACCAGAGGAGCUCAACAGCCCUGCUUCUCACCAUGGUUCCAAGAAGCCUAAGCUCCCUGAAGAAACCCUUCAAGAGUUCCUCUCCCAGCAUCCCCACAACAACUUCUCAAUAGGGUUUGGAGAUGCUGCAGUUCUUGCUUAUGUCAAACCAGACCAACCCUUUUCCCGAAACCAGAGGUUGUUCUGUGGUUUCGAUGAUAUAUACUGUCUGUUUCUGGGGAGCUUGAACAACCUGUGUGCACUAAAUAAGCAGUAUGGUCUGACCAAGAACACCAGUGAGGCCAUGUUUGUGAUUGAAGCUUAUCGGACCCUCCGAGACAGGGGUCCAUACCCGGCUGAUCAGGUUGUUAAGGAUCUCGAUGGCAGCUUUGCUUUUGUUGUCUAUGACAGCAAGGUUGGCAGUGUCUUCACUGCACUGGGUUCUGAUGGGGGAGUACAAUUGUAUUGGGGUAUUGCGGCUGAUGGCUCUGUGGUGAUUUCUGAUGAAUUACAUGUCAUAAAAGAAGGAUGUGCUAAAUCAUUUGCUCCAUUCCCAAAAGGGUGCUUCUUUCAUAGUGAGGGAGGACUAAUAAGCUUUGAGCAUCCAAUGAAUAAGAUGAAGGCAAUGCCCAGAGUUGACAGUGAAGGUGUCAUGUGUGGAGCUAACUUCAACGUCGACAAAUACACGAGAGUUAACAGCAUUCCACGUCGUGGGAGCGCAGCAAACUGGAGUGAUGAGUGGACGUCGCAGUGAGACACCAAGUGUCGCUGUGCCGACAGCAUGUCACCGUGACAGCGCCUGAACUAAUUACUUGUCUGAACUUUUCUCUGAGUCUGUUCCUACUAGUUUUUCUGUUUGUAACGCUUGGACAAGAAUAAAUAAUGCUAUGAUAUUCAACAUCCGAGUGUUAACGCA